This is a messenger RNA of Trypanosoma grayi, 1353 nucleotides long. RefSeq names its product palmitoyltransferase PFA3. The record is from RefSeq and is a predicted model, not a curated record. The transcript has a single exon. Gene Ontology annotation, cellular component: Golgi apparatus; endoplasmic reticulum. Bases 1 to 1353 code for a protein of 450 amino acids. NCBI's taxonomy places the organism in Eukaryota, Euglenozoa, Kinetoplastea, Trypanosomatida, Trypanosomatidae. Gene Ontology annotation, molecular function: protein-cysteine S-palmitoyltransferase activity. Gene Ontology annotation, biological process: peptidyl-L-cysteine S-palmitoylation; protein targeting to membrane.
AUGAGGUGCUGUGGACGCAGUGUAGCAGAUGUCAUCAUUCUUACCACCCUCUUCGUGGUGACGAGUUACUCGGCACAUAGCUACUACACAUUUCUUUUUCCCGAGACCCUGAGUGCGUUGGCUUUGGCCUUCUUGCAACCGUUUAGGCGGGAGAUAGCGCGACCAACUUCCUCUUCCCCUCUUCACCUCAACUACUUGUUUGACGUCUCACCCAAGAAUUGGAUUAUGUUUGGCGUCUCUGUCUUUCUUUUUGCACUCGCAACGUGGGCGUACGUUGCGGCAGUGGUUACCGAUCCCGGUCGUGUGCCGCAAGCAUUUAGGCAGCGUUCUCCAAAGAGUGCUUCUUUAGCGUUGAGGCUGGCAGGUGGUCUGCAUAUGUGCCCAGUGUGUGCCUCAUACAAGCCACAGCGGGCACACCACUGCAGUCGUUGUAGGCGCUGUGUCCUAAAGUAUGACCAUCACUGCCCGUGGCUCGGGCAGUGUGUGGGGUUUUUCAACUACAAACAAUAUCUUCUUGUGGUAUUCUACACAUUUAUCUUUACGCUCUGGGUGUGCGUUCUGUUGUUUGUGGCUAUUGGAUCAUAUAUUGUUCAACACUACCAAAUUGUCGGUGGAAAGAUCGUGCAUCGUAACGAUGGAGAGUGGUCCGUGUGGCGCAAUGGGAAAUGCUGGACAGGGCCACUUGUGCUGGAUGGAGGUGUUCAUCCUAAGAAGGCUACUGGAAGAGAAACUGGCAUUAUUACUUCCAAUGGCUAUUUUGGAGGAAUGGACGUUUGCCCGCCAUUUUUAGGGGUGUACGUAUGCCUUACAGAAGCGUUAAUCUUCCUAGUUUUGACAGCGUCAUUGUUGAAAAAACACUUUUGGUUGGCAAGACACAACUCAACUACCCUUGACCUUGUUGUUCAUCAGCAUCAGUUGGAGGAAGGAAUUGCCACUGGUCCUCCUGUAAACCAAUUCGACGUUGGUGUCAAGGCGAACCUUCAACAAGUCUUUGGUGAUGGUGACGAGCACGGAGAACACGUGCAUCCCAAUUUCAUUGUGAGGUGGUUCUGCCGCUUGCUGCCCUUUCUUGCGUACCCCAAGCAGUUGGAUUUCACCGAUGCUUCGCAACUGAGCAGUGGUCGUGAAGAGUCUCCAUUUGUUUCUCCUUUUCCCGCAGCAUCACACAUGGCGUUGACAGUGCCGAACUACGGGACGCUUAGACAGGUGGGUCCUGGCAGCGCCACUUCCGACAGGGGUCUUGGGGGAAACUACCACGGGCGGCUCCCGUUGCAGUCUCAGAGACCGAUGGAGCUUCUGCGAGGAAUCUGUUUCCCCGCUCUGCCGCAUCCGACUGGAGAUGUGGUUGUGUAA